AUGUCGAAACCACCUCAUCACCAACGAAUACCACGCCCAGAAGGAAAUAUAGGGAUAGGAAUCCAGGAAACACGAGUUGGGUCCACAAACCCUGCAAACUCAGUUGCCACCACUGUUUCAACUACAAGUACUGUCUCAUCAACAAAUACUAAUAGUAAAAUGGAAUAUAUUGGAGUUUAUAAAAUAGGGCCUGAGAUUGGAAAAGGGUCAUUUGCCACAGUUUAUAAAUGUAUCAAUACUACCAAUAAUAAAGCCGUGGCUAUAAAAUCCGUGUAUCGAUCUAAAUUAAAAUCCAAGAAACUUAUUGAGAACUUGGAAAUUGAAAUUCUGAUUUUGAAAAAUAUGAAACAUCCUCAUAUUGUUGGAUUAUUGGAUUAUAAACAAACUUCGAGUUAUUUCCAUUUGGUUAUGGAUUAUUGUUCUAUGGGUGAUUUGUCUUACUUUAUAAGACGAAGAAAUCAAUUGGUGAAAACUCAUCCAGUUAUUUCCAGUUUGUUACAACGAUACCCUUCACCAGAAGGAUCACAUGGAUUGAAUGAGGUUUUGGUACUUCAUUUUUUGAAACAGUUAUCGUCUGCAUUGAGUUUUUUAAGAAGUAAAAGUUUGGUUCAUCGUGAUAUCAAACCACAAAACUUGUUGUUGUGUCCACCAGUACAUUCAAAACAAGAAUUUAUUGAUAGAGAAUUUGUGGGAUUAUGGGAAUUGCCCAUUUUGAAGAUUGCAGAUUUUGGAUUUGCUAGAUUCUUGCCAUCGACUUCUAUGGCAGAAACAUUAUGUGGAUCACCACUUUAUAUGGCACCAGAAAUUUUAAGAUAUGAAAAGUAUAAUGCGAAAGCUGAUUUAUGGUCUGUUGGCGCUGUUUUGUAUGAAAUGACGGUGGGUAAACCACCAUUUAAAGCUGGAAAUCAUAUCGAAUUAUUGAAGAAUAUUGAAAAGGCAAAUGAUAGGAUUAAAUUCCCUAGUGCUGCACAAGUUCCAGAAUCGUUAAAGUCGUUGAUCAAAUCAUUAUUGAAAUACAACCCAACUGAGAGAAUAUCGUUCAAUGAAUUUUUCAGUCAUCCUUUAAUAACUGGUGAUUUAGAAGAGACUGACGAACCGUUAGAGACUUCGGAAAUGGAUGAAAAUCUAUUUAUUAGCGAGUAUAUCAGUCCAAUUAAGCCAUCAGAAAGAUCACAAUUUAUUAAUCCAAUACCAUUAACACCAAUUGUGAAUCAAGAGGAACAAAAUAAAGAAGAAGAGGAGGAAAGGACACAAAACAUUGAAGUAGAGGAAACGAUUAAAAGACCUGUCAUGAGUCCAUCUCCAAAAACAGAUAUUCCUUCCUCAUCUACAAGAGAGGAUAGAUUAACUAAUGACAAUUCUAAAGAAACCCAGAAGGAUGAUUUAGUAUUAGAUAAAGAUUAUGUUGUUGUUGAAAGAAAGGAAAUCAUUGAUGAUAUUUUUGACAAGCUACCAACUACAACGUCUGCUAAUACCACACCAAAUGCAAUAUCAUCCGGUGCACCAAGACAAAGAAGGACAUCAUCAACAGGAAGUAACAGAAGACCAAGUUUCACAGAGAGGAAAAUAUCAAUCUCGCCUACAAAUGCAUUAAGUAAAGCCUUAUUCUUGGCAAGUCAUAAAUUAUUUGGGACUAAUGCUACAAAUCAACAACAGUCGACAAAUUCUUCGACUCCAGUGUCUGCAAUUGCUGAAAAUGUCAUUGAUGAUGAUUUAAUAUAUGGUAGUGGUUCAGGGCCUUCUAUUGCAGUAACAGCGAUUGUUAGCACCCCAGAAAAUGACGAUAUGGUUUUACUGAGACUUGAAAUGCUUGCAAAUAUGGCUCAUUCUGUCAAGACAUUGGCAGAUGUAAAGUACAAACAGGUUAUUCCUUCUCCACCUUCUUCAGACACUAUUGAAGAUGAAGAAGAAAUUGGUUUACCCGAUGAGAUCGUAAAGAAAAUUGCUGAGGAUGGUAUGAAGUUAUAUGACAAGGCAUUAUCGUUACUUGCAAAGGGAAUGAAUAUCUCGGGAAAAUGUGAUUCACAAUUAUAUGAUGUAUGUUUACAACGUUUCCAAAUACUUAGUGAAAUGGCUCCACCAGUAGUUACUGAAUCUUCCGCUAGUGCAGAUGUAUUGCUUUACCAGCGGGCUAUCCAGAUUGCUAGAGAGUCUGCCAUUUCAGAAAUUAAUCGAAAAGAUGUUAAAAAUUGUUUGAUUUCUUAUAGCACAGCUUAUUAUAUGUUGUUAUCGGUACUUGAAUCUGAAGAUUUGUCCGAGUCAGAGGUUAGUGAGAUUAAAAAGAUUGUAGAUAAGAUUUUAAAUAGGAUACAUAUGUUAAAUAAAUGA
Candida tropicalis MYA-3404 is the source of this 2328-nucleotide messenger RNA. RefSeq names its product serine/threonine protein kinase (gene ATG1). Gene Ontology annotation, molecular function: protein serine/threonine kinase activity; ATP binding. Bases 1 to 2328 code for a protein of 775 amino acids. Lineage: Eukaryota; Fungi; Ascomycota; Pichiomycetes; Serinales; Debaryomycetaceae. Gene Ontology annotation, cellular component: autophagosome; cytoplasm. The record is from RefSeq and is a predicted model, not a curated record. Gene Ontology annotation, biological process: peptidyl-serine phosphorylation; autophagosome organization; autophagy. The transcript has a single exon.